Messenger RNA from Dendronephthya gigantea, 2089 nucleotides. RefSeq lists its product as uncharacterized. NCBI's taxonomy places the organism in Eukaryota, Metazoa, Cnidaria, Anthozoa, Malacalcyonacea, Nephtheidae. The record is from RefSeq and is a predicted model, not a curated record. The transcript has 2 exons. The coding region runs from base 1132 to 1932 and encodes 266 amino acids.
UGAACUGGUCAUAUACCAUACGACCAACAAUAAUGUUAAUAGGUGUGAACCUUCUCAUGAUCGAUCUGUUCUGCUUGGAAAUAUCGGUCAGUAGCUAGCUAGAAGUUUUGAUGUGUAAUGAUGUUUAAUGAUUCGAAGGCACGGCCAUUAUUAACCUGACCAGACGAUGGAUUAAUCUUUUUGAACAUGCCUCGCCAGGUGAUGCAGAAUGCAUGGAGAAUAUUAAUGUUUGUGCGUUCAUCGUACUUUGUUACAUUUUGAAAAAUGCUCGGAGAUCUAGAUGCAUUGUAGCUACGUCCGUUUUAUACCUUUACGAAAACUUUCUCAUUCUGUUUGCGAUUGUCCAUAGACCAUGUUAGAAAUAUUGUAAGAGCAUCUUUUUUUCUGAGCAUCUUUGUACAGACAAUGGGCCAUUUUUGUAUGGCUUCCUAGCCAAUAAAAAGUCAUGUUUAUGACGUUAUGAUAAUUUCUACACAUGCAAGCAGGCAUUCCAUUGCGUUCAUCAGCGUUCACAAGUGAUACAAAUUUUCGCCGCCCUAAGACCACAGCGACGUUAUAGCCCAAACAAACUUCGGAUAUAUUUUUUUAUUCUCUUGAAUUUUGAGGAGUAUUCGUUCUGUUAUAUUUCACAGGUAAGUUGUUUGACACAUUUUUAAAUUUUCAUCAUACUCAGACAGCUAUAGGAUCCCAAGUAACCGAGAUAUUAAAAGACUACAGCCAUGUGGUGUUUCCCUCUUGUAGUUGCCUGUAACAUUACCGUAAAACGUAUACAGUUAGUACUAAAUUCACAUAAGCUGAACUAAGCUUUCGGCCUGAUAUAAUCUACUUACAUCAUGCACUAGACGAAAUAUUUCAGGCUCAGAUAGUCUAGCUGGCUAUCAUGAUGUCGUAAGAUUUCAAAGGCGUAUAUUUGGGCAUCCAAGUUAAGCCUUUACUAUCCCAGGUUCAGUUAUUCAUUUCUCGUUUUCACAAAUUCAGUGAAUAAUAUCAGACGUGCACGAGCGUUAGAUGUUUAUCGUUUCGUUUUUAGCAAUUUUUUUGGCUCGUGUAACAACAACUGUGUUCACUCUGGUGUGUCAAUCUCUAAUUUAUGCUGGUUAAUUUCAUUUAUAGUUUUGAAGCGUUUGAAAGAUGAUGAACAAAAUCUUUCUCGCUCUGGGAGUUUUUGCUGCCAUUGUGGCUUCGGGGAGUGCUUUGAAGUGCAAUCGAUGCUCAUACGAUCCAAAAGUCACCCCUCAUGCGGACAACCUGUGCAGUCCUAAUGCUACAGUUGACUGCCCUGGUGGACAAUAUUGUUUCACUGUUACCUACACUCACGAGGAUGGAGAAGUGGGUUUCUUACGCAACUGUGGAGGCACUCUCGUUGAUAACUGUCCAAACAUCACCAAAGGAUGUGCAACGUACAGCGCUCUUCAUAACCUAGCGACCUGCAUCGGGAAGUGUUGCCAAGGUGAUAACUGUAACAAUUACAGUCCUGGUAAUGUAACAGUUCCUCCCAGGCCUACCAGCAAUGGUACAGAAGCGGGAAAGUCAAACGGUUCUCUAAUAUGCAACAGAUGCUCGUACGAUCCAAAGGCCGGUCCACAUGCGGAUCAAAAGUGCAGAUCAAAUGCCACAGUGAGCUGCCCAGCCGGGAAAUAUUGCUACACAACAAGGUACACCCAUAAGGAUGGGAAUGUGGGUUUCUUGAGAGAUUGCGGUGGUGGUGCUGUUGACAGGUGUCCAAAUAUCACGAAAGGAUGCGAAGCGUAUAGCAAACUUCACGACUUAGCGACCUGCGUGGGAGAGUGUUGCGAAGGUGAUAACUGCAACAAUUACACUCCUGUCGAUCCAACCCCAUCCACGCAAGCGGUCACGCGCAGUAGAGCAUGCGCUGUGGUCGCAAAGAUCAGUAUCCUAGUGAUGGUGAUUGUUAAAAUAAUUUUUGCAUAAACGUUUUAGAUACAUUCUAUUUAUGUCAUUGAACACUACUGAUAUAAACACUGUAAUCCGAAUUUUGCACAAGGCUAUAAAUUUGUGUAUUGUAAAUUUACAAUCACUGAAAAUCUUUGCACUAUUUUUACAUAGAUUUCGUUACACUCAUUUAAAC